UCUCCUCUGCACACAGGCAUAUGUGGUAUCUACGUCACUGUGAAGCAGGCACUUCCUAGUUAGGCUAUGUUAUUACAUCGAGUUGAAAACGAACCUACUGCUUUUGGAUACGUCGAUGUGGACACCUAGAUAGUUCGUCUAAUUACCACGAAUCAGUUGAAUUACACGCAGCGGGGUAAAAAAAGAAAUUGCUAAACGUUAUCGCCGUUAUAUUUAGCUUGAAAGCUGACCCCAAACGGUUGAACCGCAGUCUGUUCCGCGUUAGCUAUGUCCGCUUCGAGUGGUUGCUCCCCGGCGGGCCUUGGCCCGGGGUUGUCCAUGUUUCGGUGGUUGGAAGUGCUCGAGAAAGAGUUCGACAAGGCUUUCGUGGACGUCGACCUGCUGCUCGGAGAAAUAGACCCGGACCAAGUCGAUAUAACGUACGAGGGCCGACAGAAGAUGACCACCCUCAGCUCCUGCUUUGCACAGCUCUGUCACAAAUCUCAAACGGUCUUCCAACUAAACCACAAACUGGAGGCUCAGCUAGUGGACCUGCGCUCGGAGCUGACCGAGGUUAAGGCGGAGCGGGCAGUGGUAGAGGCGGAGGUCCACGACCAGCUCCUACAGCUUCAUGCUCUUCAGCUGCAGCUUCAUGCCAAGCAAGGCCAAACGGAGGACUCUGACACCAUCAAAGAAAGACUAGAGAAAGAGCUCAAAGCUAGCAAGAAAGAAAUGUUAGCAGCUGCACGGCUGGACGCAGAAGUGAAACUUUAUAAAAAAGAGAAUGAAGCCCUCCGGAGGCACAUGGCGGUUCUGCAGGCUGAGGUCUAUGGCGCUCGACUGGCUGCCAAGUAUUUGGACAAGGAGUUGGCUGGCAGGGUACAGCAGAUCCAGUUAUUAGGCCGUGACAUGAAAGGACCUGCGCAUGACAAGCUGUGGAACCAGCUGGAGGCUGAGAUUCACCUUCAUCGCCACAAGACUGUGAUUCGAGCAUGUAGAGGUCGCACUGAUCCGAAAAAACCUCUUCCUUCCCCCGUGGGGCAUGAUCAAGACAUGUUGAAGAAAACCCAAGGAGUUGGCCCCAUCAGAAAGGUGGUGCUUGUCAAAGAGGACCACGAGGGACUUGGAAUUUCUAUUACGGGUGGCAAAGAGCACGGCGUUCCUAUUCUCAUCUCGGAGAUCCAUCCGAGUCAGCCUGCGGACCGAUGCGGAGGUCUGCACGUCGGGGAUGCCAUCCUGGCCGUCAACGGCAUCAAUUUACGAGACGCCAAACACAAGGAGGCUGUCACCAUUUUGUCCCAGCAGAGAGGGCAGAUAGAAUUCGAGUUGGUGUACGUGGCUCCAGAGGUGGACAGCGAUGAUGAGAACGCGGAAUAUGAAGACGACAGUGGUCAUCGGUACAGGCUGUACCUCGACGAGCUGGAGGACGGCAACAUGGCACCAAGUGGCUCAGCAUCACUGCAGGCUCUGGAGAAGAUGUCACUGAAGAAUGGAGAGGAGAAAGGGGACACUGGAAUCUCUAGUGAGACGACAUCAGAAGAAACUCAAUCUAAGGCUCUCGAUGCGGUCAACGCCUCCUAGUGGCCACGCAAAGCCAGUGGUCUUCAGGGAGUUGGCAAAGGGUGGAUCAACAAUGUCUCUGAUGAGCCAAAAGACAACAAACAAAUUGAAUAAGUUUUCUCUUCAUCUUGUUAGCUCGGGGGUGGGGAACUUGAAGGAUUUGCCCCGCGGUAUUAGCCGUGGUCUUGGGUGGAGGGUGUAACGUUGGACUAAUUUUUUAUGAUAUUAUAUCUAGACAAUCGGUAAUAUAAAUGUGAGGACAGCUGUUGUUGCCCUGAAAAUAAGUGUCGGUGAUCUGGAGCCUUUGUUGUGAGACAAAGUCUCAUCUUCACGCUUCAACAGGGAAAGUGAUUUUUUUUUUUUUUUUUUUUUGCAAAUCC
Messenger RNA from Cynoglossus semilaevis (tongue sole), 1919 nucleotides. It is a transcript of the gene gopc, whose product is annotated as golgi-associated PDZ and coiled-coil motif containing. Gene Ontology annotation, cellular component: trans-Golgi network transport vesicle; Golgi apparatus; membrane. Lineage: Eukaryota; Metazoa; Chordata; Actinopteri; Pleuronectiformes; Cynoglossidae. Gene Ontology annotation, biological process: negative regulation of protein localization to cell surface. The transcript has 8 exons. The coding region runs from base 268 to 1560 and encodes 430 amino acids. The record is from RefSeq and is a predicted model, not a curated record. Gene Ontology annotation, molecular function: transmembrane transporter binding.